AAAUGGACUUCGAUAUUUUCUGUGACAGAUGUAGUUCACAGUUUGAUGAGGACGAAAGGAUCCCUCUCGUGCUUGAGCGCUGUGGCCACAGCAUCUGCAGAGCAUGCCAACCUUAUAUCAAGAGGGCUAGAAUGUGUAAUGUUUGAGACGAACCACAAGAGCACCCAGAGAAUUUAGCGGUUAACAAACCUCUUCUAAAGAUGAUGAGAAUUUUGAAAAAGAGAGAUGGAAGUUCAGGGCAAAACCAGCCUACUUCACAAAUAAAUAAGGAUAAUUUGUGAGAGAUUCACUCAAUGAAAGAAGUUGAAUAUUACUGAAAGGAUUGAAAAGCACUAAUUUGUCCAGAAUGAAUGUUUUCAGAUCAUAAUGGACACAAUUUCAUUCUGAUAGAAGACGCUGUGAGGUCAUUGAGUAAUGAGAUGAACAACCUUUUCACUUCUUAUGACCAACUUAGAUCUUUGGAAGCAAGCAAAAGUGCAAGAAACGAUAGAAAUGUGAAGGAAAUCCAGAAUAAGCUCGAACUAAAUAAGAACACUCAGAUCAAGUUCAUCAGACAAGGUUUUGAUAAAAUAGUAGAAGCUCUUGUACAACGCAAGAAUGAUUUAAUUCAAGAAAAUAUUGAGAAAUAUGAUGCUGAAGUUGAGAAUUAUGCCAGGUUUUCUAGAACAAAUAGCUCUAGAGAUAAGGCAACUGAUCUUUACAGAGCCAAAAUGGAAGAAAUACAAGCUAUGAAAGAUGAUCGAAGCAAGGGUGAAACACUGAAAAAAAUUAGGAUGCUCAAUGCAUUCAACCAAAAGUUUGGCAAUGAGGUGAGAGAAGCACAAAGAAUUUCUGAGAAUACUAAUAAGUUAGAAAGUAUGGAUAGCUCUUCUUAUAAAAUGCCUCAAUUAGGAGAAGAGUUUACCCCAAAGACUAUUGAUUCUACCUCAGCUAUUUCAUACAUAUUAAAUAUGACACUGGAAAACCAGUCCUUGAAUAGAGGAACAGGGAAGCAGUCUCAAAUGGCUGCUAUGAAUAAAGGAGCUUCUGGCUCUCAGUUACCUAUUCAUGGUAAAUAUAGGAAUAGUCAUGAAGCAAAUAAACCAACCAUAAGUGCAAACAAUAUUCAUAAUUACCAUCAGAAAGCCAUGAAUACAGGAAAGAAGACAGUGGAUACUGAGAAAGGAGCUGGAUCUGAGCGAGAGCCUGGAAUGAACUUCCAGCCAAAUUAUAAUAACUCCCCUCAAAAUUUUAUGCAGAGCCAUGUUGGCAAUAACACCAGAGAGGAGAGGAAGCAAAGAAGUAAUGAAGUCCCUCUUAAUCAGGUCUCAAAGAAAAGCUCUGAAGGGGCCUCUUACAUCCAGCAAGGAAAAGCGACAGGUUUUUACUGUAUUGGUGACCUUCCUUUUAUGAUAUUCUAUCAUACCGACAGUAAGAAAUGGUCGAAAAUUGAAUUUUCUGAGGAAUCUGCAUACAAAGGAGGACUUAAGUACCCCUCUAUUAUUAGACUAGGCUUGUCAGACGAGAUCAUCAUCACUGGAGGAUGAGAUAAUUAUACUGGAGAGGCCUCAGAAUCAGUCUUUAAAGCAAACGUUAGUAAGGUGGAAACCUUUAAGAAAAUAUCUUCAAUGAGCAAUAGAAGAUACGGUCACUGCUCUGCUUGAUUAAAAGGGUAUCUCUUUGUAAUUGGUGGAUUUGACCAUCAAGAUACUGAAACAACUUCGCCUUCAACAUUAGCUUCAUGUGAGAAAUAUAACCCUACUAGAGGGAAAUGGUCAAAUGUUGCUGAUCUGAUCCAUCCGGUUUCGUUUGCCUCUAUUGCUACUGUUGAAGACACCUACCUUUAUCUUUUUGGAGGGUUUGAGGACUAUACAACUGUAGAUAUAAUCCAAAAAUAUAAUUUCUUAGUAGAUAGUUGGGAUUUACUGAGCAUAAAAUUGCCUGUCAAACUUGCUAAAAUGGGGGCCGCUACAAUUGAUAGUGACACUAUCCUUGUAGUUGGAGGCAUUUAUGAAGACUCAAACAACGAAACCCCACUUUCAUUAAUAAGCAGCUGCUAUAAAUUCAAGCUUGGAAGAAUGAUCUGGCAGAAAGCUGGUGGAAUGAAGAAUAAAAGAACUUUAAAUUCUUCUCUCUUCCAUUACGAAGAUCAGAUUUAUGCAAUUGGAAGCUCAAACAAAGGCGCUUGUGAAAAAUACGACAUACAAGUAAAUAGGUGGAUAAAUAUCCCUGGAUAUGACAAGAUUUUGCCAAAUAAUGAUCUGCAAUCCUUCUCUGUGUGCUUGUAUGAUCAUCAUGAUAAGUAAUUAUAUAAUAUCAGCUCUCUGGUUUCAUC
Messenger RNA from Moneuplotes crassus, 2314 nucleotides. Lineage: Eukaryota; Ciliophora; Spirotrichea; Euplotida; Euplotidae. The record is from the annotation of a GenBank genome assembly.